This is a messenger RNA of Aspergillus clavatus NRRL 1, 1143 nucleotides long. RefSeq lists its product as uncharacterized. The transcript has 6 exons. The record is from RefSeq and is a predicted model, not a curated record. NCBI's taxonomy places the organism in Eukaryota, Fungi, Ascomycota, Eurotiomycetes, Eurotiales, Aspergillaceae. Bases 1 to 1143 code for a protein of 380 amino acids.
AUGGACGUGGACCCUGCCUACGCGAAGGAGUCGCACCUAGGCAUCAUUCUGGGUGUCCAGACAGCCCUGACAGUCACUGCGGUCACGGUCGUCGCCUUACGGCUCUAUGUUCGCAUCAAGAUCACCAAAACCCCCGGAAGCGAUGACUGGACAAUGGCGGCCGGCGCAGUAUGUGCCAUCGUCGGGUGGGCCCUAAUCAUCGACCAGGGCCACUACGGCCUCGGUCGUCAUGCUGCGGUGAUCAGCCAAGAGAACCGCAUCAGACUUGUUCAAGGCAAAUUCUGGCAGAUCAUCUUCUGCUCUGCUGCCGGUAUCGCGCUGGUCAAGGUGUCUCUGGCUCUGAGUCUGAUGCGGUUCAGUCUGACCCGCUGGUAUACCUGGAGUUUGUGGGCGAGCAUUGUGUUUGUCUCGGCUUACAGCUUCCUGGCCGCCAUGACCUUUUUCCUGCACUGCCGGCCCAUGAAGGCACAUUGGGAUACGCGGAUCAAAGGGGCCCAGUGUUAUUCCCUUCAUCUCUUCGUGAUCUUCGGCCUCAUCAACACGGCCUUCAAUAUCUUCACUGAUGUUUUGUUCGCCACGUUGCCUAUUCCAAUCGUGUGGAGGUUGAAGAUGAAGCGCAGGGUGCGGAUAUAUCUGACUGGCAUCCUGAGUCUCGGUUAUAUAGCGGUCGGCAUGGGUAUCCUCAAGACGAUCUGGCAACUGGCAUAUGCGAAGAAUCCCGAUCGUUAUUUAGCUCAGUUCAAUACGGCCAUCCUCGCCGCCUCCAUUCCCUCCCUGAAGCCACUGUUCAAUCGCUUGCUGCACCUUUCCGACUCGCGAUCCCGCGACCAGUACGACAGUCGCCCCCGUGGCCAGAACUCGGGAAUCCAAUCGACGAACGGAGGGAGGAGUCCGAUGUGGUCGCAACAUCGAGGAGAUCAAUACGCGCUUCAGGAGCUGGAGAGCAAUGACUCGAGCAAAAAAUCCGACCCGAUCGAGUUGACCACCGUCACACAUCCCAAAACGGCCGGCACGUCCAGUAGGGGUGGCGACCGGCACGAGGGACAUUCCGCCGAAGAUGAGCAGGCCAUUCUCACGGAAUGGCCCCCCGCUGCUCGAGGUCGUGGUGGCAUUUGGAAGACUACCGAGGUUAUUGUCCGAUAG